UGAAACGCGACUUGAUUUGGUUUGUGAAAAAUACUCGAAUAAGGUGGCUGCGGGCAUGCCCGUCCAAAAAACCAACCGGGAACCUGAAAAACGGUUAAGGAUUAUUCGUCAGUGAUUAUUGCAAAAAGUUUGCCGUUUCUCAGCGCAAAAAAAACAUUUAUUUAGAUUUAGAUUUUUUCGACGAAUUUUCAUCUCAUUUCAUCUAUUGUGUGUUAGUGUUUUUUAUUUACAAUUAGAGGAUGUGGACAAGAUUAGACAAUAAAGUGUUCAGUGGUUAGUUCUAUUUUCGACUGCUUAUAGUGCUAAAUAUAUCGUGGUGUUCUUGUUUUGAUGAAUUACUCCCAACAGAAGGCGUCCAAAUUUUAUUAAUGGCGACCACCAUAGUCAAGAAACACCGCAUAAAAUCACCAACACCGCAGCAAUAGAAAAUUUAAAAAAAAUGCACUCCGUCAACCGCCGUCCACGCCACACUAAAAACCAUCUAAAAAUUAAAAAAAAACGCAACGAGCUUACCAACAUACCGAACGUGUGUUCCAAAUUUAAAUAGAACGGACUCGCAUUCUAGAAUUUUCGAUUGUUUAAUUUUGAAAAAGGAAGCUUUAAAUUUUUCUAAACGUAAUUCCCAUUCGAAUAGUUGCCUUCUUAGUUAGUAGAUCUGUGAUUGGUCCAAUUUCUUGUAUAUUGUAUAGGUAACUGUGUAGUUGUAUGUGAUUGGCUGAUUUUCGUUUGGAGAUCAAAUAGAGAUACCAAAACAUGGAGAACCCUGAAUCUGAAAUGAGCUCGCUUCCAGAGGAGAGCAGCGCGUUGAAUAGAAAUAGGAGUUUCAAGUCAAAGCAACUAGUCAGAAGUCAGGCGAUACGCGAGUCGCAGUCACCUCCGCGGCCCGCGUCCCCCGCAAUCGACGAUACCGGUACCGAUACCGUUACCGUUAAUACCGGUACUGGUAACAGUGGUACUGGGAAUCCGGUUACGGAGGUAGAGGUGGAGGAGAAACGGCGUCCGGUUGAAAUACACAUCACAGGAGGAGCGUGGGAAAGCGGGGAGCAAAAAUCUCGUCGUCGUUGGCCGCAGCAGUCGCGAGAUUUACUGUCAAAUGGACCGCGUGUCGCUUGCGUGGCAGGCUGUCGCUCACAGUGCAGGGGUCAAAGACGACGGAACCCGUGCCCAACCAAACAGGAUUCCGGCAUAUCGUGCCCUGAUGACUGCACCGACUGCUCCGACUUCGAGCAUACCGGAGGCUCGAGUAAUGACGUCAGAAAGGCUUGCAGCUUGGAUUCGGACGAGUCAUAUUGCAGAUGUCCAGAAGGGAAAGUUAAACCACCAAAGACUAAUUCUUUAAGCAGAACUGAUUCAGCCGACAACAAAAUCGAGCCCACGGGCCCGGAACUAGUCAACUUCAUAAGGGAAACAUUGAACAAGAACACCCGAGACAGAAUGCUGCUACUCAAGAUAGAGAAGGAACUACAUGCACUUGUCACCGAUACUGGGCGAUGCAACUUCAAGUUCCCCUGUAUGACAUCGUACGAGCGUAUGUUGGUGCACCGAGUGGCGACUCUGUUCCAAUUGACGCAUCACUUAGACCAGAACAGCAAGAAUUCUGUCACAGUCAGUAAAAGUGGCACCAGCGGCGGCCGCAUACCCUGCACGAGUUUCAAGCAGUGGUGCACCGUCAACUUCCCGCCCAGCCCCAUCCGGCAGGACAGUGUGAACGCCAAAUCAAUAUUAAAGCGUGACACACACUCGCCCGAGGAUGCUAACGCGGCCAGUCGCGCCGUCGAGCGGAGCAAGAGUCUAGAGCAGAGGGAGAAGGAGUACGAGCGAGUGAGACGGAGGAUAUUCAGCACGGAUAACUGCUCGCAGGACGAGUCCCAGUGGCCGUGGCUUCAAUCCGGACCCGUGAAACUACUCACGCCUGACUCUGGGAGGAAUAAAUUGUUAAAAGUACAGUCGCUAGAAGGCGCCGGGCCGCCUGUGUCUUGGCGCGCGCGCGGCGCGGUGUCCAAGAGCCACAGCUUCGGCGGCUACGGCGGCGGCGCCGACGCUGCUCCCGCCAACCAGCCCAGGCUACUUAGCCGACAAGGUGACCUGGCGUCCAGCAGUUGGCGACUGUCUCCCUCUAGCUCGGGCUACAAGACGCUAAGCCUGAGGAGUACAGACUCUGUCACACCUUCGCCUACAGGUGGAGCGAGUCCGGAGCCGGGAACCGAGAGCGUAGUGUUUGCUGUAGCGGACCUGAACUGCGUACCUCCUGGCGCGCUAGUCAUACACCCACAGACUGGUCGGCCGCUAACCAACCCAGAUGGGUCUGUGUACCACUUCGACCCACAAAACCCACCGGUCAUCUACGACACCUAUCAAGAUCAAAAGAUUCAAAAUUGCGAAAAAAGGAGAGGCCGGUUGGAGAAACAGCACUCGUUCAUUGACACAGAAGCGGAAUGUCGUUGCGAUGAUGGCCGGAGCAAAUGUUGCUGCGAGUGUAGGCGACAUGAUGGCUGCAAUCAAAAGAGCGACAAGAUUUCAGUACAACCAGAGCAAAAAACUACCCCAAUACCAUCAAGCCCGGUCAAAAACCGCUAUGAACAAAAUACAGAACAAACCAAUCAAACCUCGACACCAGAAACGGCAACCAAUCACAGACAAACUUACGAAGCUUCAGCUACCCGCGUCGCAGAACCGACCAAUCAGAGGCCAGAGAUUCAGGCCCAAACAUUCGAACCAGCCAAUCAAGCCCAAUACGAACCUCAAAGAACGGAAUUUGAAAACCAACGGCCGUACGAGCCAAAGGUAUUUGAAAAUAGAACGUUCGAAGCGUCGAAUCAGAGGCCGCCGUCAUUCGACCCGCUGGCCAAUCAGAGAGCGGCUAACGAGAAUGUGACCAAUCUGAUGACGUCGGGUAACAAAUUGACCAAUCAGGAGAGCGUUGAAAUGCCACAAUACGUUCCGCAGCAGUACCACAAGGGAUUUAGAAAUGACGAGGUGACGUCACCGCCGCAAAUGGUUCAAAAUCCUAUGAUGGCUGAUGUCGGAGUGUAUAACAUUAUGGCACAGGCGAAGAUCACUCCUGUGCCCGUGGACCCUCUCCGUCCGGUGUCUCUCACGAAUAUGGUGUUCCCCGCGCCCGUGGCCCCUGCCUACCCUACCUCAACCAAGUGCGGAUGGAUCAACCAUUGCAGCCGAUGUACCAGCCGCCCCUAAUGGAAGAACAGAAGCUGGCACCAUCUCCUCACAGCGAAACCUUUAGAAUCGACCCGUCGUAUCAGUACGCGUACCCUUGCGGCGCCUGCGCGGGGCCUGCUUGGAGCCCCAUCAGCAUCAGCAUCAACGCCC
Messenger RNA from Leguminivora glycinivorella, 3327 nucleotides. RefSeq names its product cAMP-regulated phosphoprotein 21-like. The record is from RefSeq and is a predicted model, not a curated record. The transcript has 24 exons. NCBI's taxonomy places the organism in Eukaryota, Metazoa, Arthropoda, Insecta, Lepidoptera, Tortricidae. Gene Ontology annotation, molecular function: nucleic acid binding. The coding region runs from base 754 to 3195 and encodes 813 amino acids.